This is a messenger RNA of Penicillium cosmopolitanum, 2481 nucleotides long. RefSeq names its product putative Rho guanyl nucleotide exchange factor. The transcript is spliced from 7 exons. Gene Ontology annotation, cellular component: cytoplasm. Gene Ontology annotation, molecular function: guanyl-nucleotide exchange factor activity. Lineage: Eukaryota; Fungi; Ascomycota; Eurotiomycetes; Eurotiales; Aspergillaceae. Bases 1 to 2481 code for a protein of 826 amino acids. The record is from RefSeq and is a predicted model, not a curated record. Gene Ontology annotation, biological process: regulation of GTPase activity.
AUGAUUCGCGGCGAUGUAGAUGAUCCCGAUGAUGCCUCCGAGAGCAAGAGACCAUUUCUGGCCACGGAGGAAACACCAGAGGCGAUCGGCAACGAGCAGGACUCCUCACCAAAGCCGGCCCCAAACCUACCGUUCAGAAAAUGGAUGGACAGCUUUCGCACGCGCAAACGGAUACCCCCAACGAUCCCGGAAAGAUUCGUGGCAGGCUGGCCGGACUCACCCCCAUCGGAUAUAUCCACGCAGAACCAGUUCCCGUUUCCUGCCCUGUCGCUGGAGCAGCAUUGGGAAAGAUCGUCGAAUCAUUCCUCGCACCUAGGGGACUGUCAAAACUACAACUUUGAGCAUCGCGAGUCCGAGUGUGGCGAGAUCUCGAGCCAAUACCCAGACCAGAGUGGCACAUCGCCCGUUAGAGCUUCAGCAGACAGCUCUCGACCAACACCAAGUACAUAUGUGGAUGAAGCCGCAGAGCAACGCGCGACAAAAAGACGCCAACUUCUACGAGAGGUUCUUUCAACGGAAUCUGACUAUGUUCAGGGCCUGACUGCCCUCACCGGGGUACUCCCAAUGCUCAACAUCAGACCUCAGAUAUAUCAUAAUAUCCAGAAGAUCCGCGAGAUCCAUGAAAACUUCUUGGCUCAACUUCAAACGAUCUCACCCAUGUCGGCUGGCCCGAUCCCAGAAGGCCCCCUGGAUUUCCUUCCUCGGAGUAGUAUUUCCAAGCGACUGAGCGUGCCUGGACUUAGAGGUCUUCAAAACAGAUCGCUCAGGACUCGGAAGUUCAAAGCGGCAUUUGAUCAGCAUCUCAAAGCUCUUGUUGCAGAACCGAUGGAAUGCCUUGAAGUAGUACGCGAGAUUGACAAGCUGUCGGUGUCCUUUUCCGUCUACGAGGAAUUUUGCAGUAACUAUGAACUUCUCACGCAGGACGUGGCCCUCCUACGCCGCUCAGUCCCCAACUGGAUAGUCUUUGAGCAGGGAAUUGAAGCCUUGUCAAAGUCCGUUGUCUCGACCGAGAGCCGCAAGAAUGACUACAACCGCUCUAUGUUGAUGAAUGACUUGAUGAUCAAGCCGAUCCAACGCCUUUGCAAAUACCCUCUUCUCCUUCAAGACCUCCUUCGAAGUACCCCUGUUGGUGACUGCCCAACCUCUCACGAUGAGAUACGUCAAGUUUUGGAAAGCCUUCGUAUAAUGGUAACACGAAUUAACUCGGCAACCGGCAACCCGAUCAACAAAGAUCGCAUUCAUAAAACUAUACUGCUGCAAGGGAAGAUUGACUUUUCCGACACGCAGUUCCUUCAAGAUGUAUAUAAAGAGCUUGGCCCAAUGACUUUAUGUGGUGUUCUGCAUGUCACCUAUCAGACGCCGGAGCAGACAAUUGGCGAUUUCAUGGUCUGCAUACUGUUCAAAUGCUAUUUUCUCCUGGCAAAAGGACCCGAUGAUUCCAGGCGCUUGGAAAUAGUUGCCUGCAUCUACCUGGAAGACCUGAAAAUGGAUUACAUCCAGAACGGUCGAGGUCUGUUCUGCUACGGGUGUCCCUUCUCAUGGAAGUUGAUUUUCCAAGAACAAGAAGAGAGCUACGAGUUCGUCCUGAGUGCAUCAUCUGCUGCGGAGGAGAAACAUUGGAAGACCGAGAUUCUGAGAUCUUCUGCGUCACUGAGCGAGAUGGCCAGACCGAGCGGAGCAUGGGAUCCGCGCAGGUAUUCCUUCCUCAACUUUGUUCUGGUUCCCCUGGAUCGAGUUCAGUUUUCGGUGUCUUCUCUCGCCCGGAGAUCGUCGAUGGACUCUAUGUCGAUAUCGCGCAAGUUCAACAUCCAACAGGUCGUUAUUAAGAAGACACACUACCCCCACAAUCACGAUGAAUCCACCAAUCCACCAGGGAGUGAGAUCGAAAGGCCGAAGACGCCAAUACGCGGCAUAUUGACUAUAGCUGCUCGACGGAUUGACAGAAUCCGGUUGGAGAAGACGAUCGCGAAUGUGUACACUCGUGAUGUGCUACCCUUUCCAGGUAUGGCGCUGGGCCGAGGAGACUUGUUUCGUCGAGGAUCGCUCAUGCGGCGCCUCAGUUUCCACGGAGGCUUUAAUCGAAGGUCUACUUCUGGAAGUGCAUCUCACACCGGGCCGCUUGUGAUAGAUGGGAAUUCCGUCGCGGAGUAUAAGUGCGAGGAAAAGGAACUGAUGGGAGGUCAAGAUGGAUGUGACGACCCUCCAUGUUCGCCGGAGACGGAGCACGCGUCACCCAAGAGCCCCCGAACACCCACGUCAAUGAGUGGUCGCUCCAAGACCCUCCGGAUUCGAGGUUCAAAGAAGAAUAUGGGGUCGGUGGCCACAUCACCACGCAGCGAGAAGCGUUCGAGUCAGGGUAGUGCUGAGUUGUCACCAACGCGGAAGAAAUGGACGUCACCUUUGAGCCUGUUUGGUGCUCUCUCACCGAAGGGAUUGGUACGACCGCGACCCACGAUGGGCCCGCCUGGGACAGGGGAGUAG